Molecule: messenger RNA, 1055 nt
Organism: Sycon ciliatum
Lineage: Eukaryota; Metazoa; Porifera; Calcarea; Leucosolenida; Sycettidae
Exons: 2
Coding region: 144-812 (222 amino acids)
Source: RefSeq, a predicted model, not a curated record
GCAAUAUUGAGGCAUAAACGAUAAGAUUGAAGUGCUUGGUUGUUAUCCUUUGUUUGUUGACUUGUUUCAUUUCAUCGUACCAGUGAGAAAUUCCUCGUAUAUCCGCCAAUUACACAAAGUUCCAAGCGUCAUCCUUCUGGAAAAUGGAUGCAUUUGAACUACACGCCGUCUUAGCCGAUGGCACAUUUCAGUUUGUGGAGAUUGGCACAGGCUGUGCUGGGAAUGCGUACACGGACGACAACAUCAGUACGUCCAGCAGUAGCAAUGCUAGCAGUGAUGAUGACGAAGACGUGGAACUCAUCAUGCCCAUAUGUGCGUCCCGCAUUGUUGACCAAAGCCCGACUGAUCGCUGGUUCGUUGUACACUCGAUCGGUUCCGUCACAAGCAGACCAACAACGCUCAGCGAACGCCAAGGCUCCAACAACGCAGAGCCAGAAGAGAGAAUCAUUCUGGAGCAUUUCGACCCGCAAUCGUCCGUCCCUGGGAUCAUCUCAGACAAUUCAAAGUUCCUCGGCAUUCAGUACAUCAACGGCAAGGACGGCUUGCGAACUGAAGUAGGCUUGGUUGGCCUAGAAGACGGCCAGCUCCCUACUAGCACGCAGGAGAUUAUUUGGCGUAGACGUGUUGUUGACACGAUGACUCUGUACCCAACGUACAGACUGUAUCCGGACUUCAGUGAUCGUGUCGUGCUGUGUGUAGCACCGGGAAACUCAAAUCCACUGCGUCUGGCACCACUGGGAAGCGAUGCACAGUUUGUUACCGAGUUUCUGUUUGAUCCAGCCAUCGUCCAUGAGGAGUCUUCAUCAGUGUGACAGCUGCCCAAACCAUCCUUGACCUAGGGCGCGUGAAGUCUCAGCCCAUCCUCUGUCAGAGACGAUGCCUCCCAACUGACUAGGCAGUGACAGGACUUACAAGCUGUUGAAGAAACGCCUCUCAUUCACUUUAGACACAUGCCGGCUCUUUGGCUGCCUAAUCUCAACAUUAAUUUUAUCUAUAAUGUACAUACAAAUAAUCUACGUGGAGAUAAAAGUUUAAUAAUAGCAAUGAAAAGUAUG